Messenger RNA from Colossoma macropomum (tambaqui), 6673 nucleotides. It is a transcript of the gene tnk2a, whose product is annotated as tyrosine kinase, non-receptor, 2a. NCBI's taxonomy places the organism in Eukaryota, Metazoa, Chordata, Actinopteri, Characiformes, Serrasalmidae. The record is from RefSeq and is a predicted model, not a curated record. Gene Ontology annotation, molecular function: protein binding; protein serine/threonine/tyrosine kinase activity; ATP binding. Gene Ontology annotation, cellular component: extrinsic component of cytoplasmic side of plasma membrane. Gene Ontology annotation, biological process: signal transduction; regulation of keratinocyte differentiation; negative regulation of epidermal growth factor receptor signaling pathway.
UGCUGAUGAUGGUAAAAUAGUGGUCAAUCGGAAAAAAAAUGGAGGGGGACUAUUUUGCCUUAGAACACCCUAGUUGUAUCCCUCCUCCAUUAAUUGAUUAAAAUACGUUUCAGACCAAAACUUCAUCACAAACUACUGAAAAGCAAUGUCUCGGACAUCAGGCUGUGAAUUCAUAACCACUUCAUGUAAGUAACUUUCUGUGAGGGAGCUUUUAGAGGUGGACAUCUGGUUCCUAUCACCACCAUUCUGACUCUGUACGUUUCCCUUGAAUGGAGCAUGUCACACCAAACCACUCUGAAUGACUUUGUUGACACGUUAGCCCUUUCAUUAUGCAGAAAUUUGUAAAAAAAAAAAAUGGUGGAAUUCCCCUUUACUGAGUCUCAUAAGCUUCUCUGAGUCCGCAAACCACUACAGGGGUAAAGUCUGGGUCCAAGCAAAUGACAGGCAUACAAAGUGGUCGUAUUGUAGCCAAAAUGAGCUUCAAAUUUUAUACACUUUAUUACUUCUUAAUUAAAACGCACGAGCUGUUCCUGUUCGUUUGGUGUGUGAGUGAGUGGCGGGGUCUCUUUAAGAGGAUGAGAUCAAUGUCUGUGUGCGGGGGGAUUUACAGGCGCUGCCGCUGGAACAGGCUAAUCCUCAGCGAAAUGGUGGGACAAGUUGGACUGAACUUGACGGGAAGGAGACCUUACUUUGUGCAUUUGACGUGAAAGCGUGAACGGGGCGUCUGCAGGGAUGAGCUGAGCUGAGCGUAUAGCCUGAAUACACCCAGUGCGGGAGGCGCUGCAGGCAGUUGGAGGAGCCAUGCAGUCAGACGAGGCUGGGACGGAGUGGCUCAUGGAGCUGCUGACUGAUGUGCAGCUCCAGCAGUACUUCCUCCGUAUCCGUGACGACCUCAACGUCACGCGCCUCUCGCACUUCGACUACGUGAAGAAUGAGGAUCUGGAGAAAAUCGGCAUGGGGCGGCCAGGUCAGAGACGGCUGUGGGAAGCAGUGAAGAGAAGGAGAGCGAUGUGUAAACGCAAGUCCUGGAUGAGCAAGUCUCUGUACCUGGGACAACAGGUGUUCACGGGGAAGCGACCUGAGUCGGACUCCCAGACCAACGCUGUGUUCCGGGGUUUAUCUCCCACCCCUGGUCAGGGCGAAGGUCAGCCAUCUGCCCUCACCUGCCUCAUCAGCGACCGGGACCUCACACUGUUCGAGAAGCUGGGAGACGGCUCGUUCGGGGUGGUGAAGCGUGGAGAGUGGCAGGCCCCCUCUGGAGGAGUGCUUAAUGUUGCAGUGAAGUGCUUGAAGACUGAUUUGCUGGACCAGACAGAGAGUCUGGACGACUUCAUACAGGAAGUGAAUGCCAUGCAUUCUCUGGACCACCAAAACCUCAUACGGCUGUAUGGAGUGGUCCUCACACACCCCAUGAAGAUGGUGACGGAGCUGGCUCCGCUGGGCUCUCUGCUGGACAGGCUCAGGAAGAGGCAGGGUCAUAUCCUGAUCUCCGUGCUGUGUCGCUACACAGUGCAGAUCGCCUGCGGAAUGGCCUAUCUGGAGUCCCGCCGCUUCAUUCAUCGUGACCUGGCCGCCCGAAAUAUCCUGCUAGCCUCAAACGACCUGGUCAAGAUCGGAGACUUCGGCCUAAUGAGGGCUCUUCCCAAAAACGAUGAUCAUUAUGUCAUGCAAGAGCACCACAAAGUGCCCUUCGCCUGGUGUGCUCCGGAAAGCCUGAAAACACGUACCUUCUCCCAUGCUAGUGAUACCUGGAUGUUUGGAGUGACCCUGUGGGAGAUGUUCACUCAUGGCCAGGAGCCAUGGCUCGGCCUCAAUGGCAGCCAGAUCCUGCAUAAGAUUGAUAAAGAAGGUGAGCGGCUGGUUAAACCAGAGGAUUGUCCACAGGACAUCUACAACGUCAUGUUGCAGAGCUGGUCCCCGAAACCUGAGGACAGGCCUACAUUUGUGGCCCUCAGGGACUUCUUAGUGGAGACCAUGCCAACAGACAUGAGGGCUCUGCAAGAUUUUGAUGAGCCAGACAAGCUGAAGAUUCAUGCCAAUGAUGUUAUCACUAUCAUUGAAGGCAGGGCGGAGAACUACUGGUGGAGAGGGCAGAACAGACAAACCCUGAAGGUCGGUCAGUUUCCCAGGAAUGUGGUGACCUCUGUAGCAGGCCUGUCUGCUCAUGACAUCAGCAGGCCACUCAAACACAGUUUCAUCCACACGGGCCACGGAGACACAGACCCUCACCGCAGCUGGGGCGCCCCUGAUAAAAUCGAUGAUCUAUACCUGGGUAACCCAAUGGAUCCCCCUGAUGUUCUUGGGAUGGAGACAAACACAGCCAGGCCCACUAAGUUACCCAACCGGGCCAAAAAGCAACCUCCACCUCGGCCUCCUCAGCCUGCCGUUCUUCUUAAGAAGCCGUUCUAUGACUCAGUGUUGGAGGACGAUGAUGAUCUGAUAGUGACGGGGGUGAAGAAGCUGUCUCUGAAGACGCCGGCGUAUCUAGGUCUGCGUCUGCGGCCGUGGGAGAGCUCCAGUCCUGGCGACCGCCUCAGCGAGGUCUCACUCAUCGACUUCGGAGACGACAGCUUCAGCUCAGCCUCACCCUCCCCCAUCACGGAAACACCCAACUCCAGCACCGCCCGGCAGCUGCCCUCAGCCUCAGGCGCCUCCAUUCUGGAUGCAGUGCCGCUCCACAGCCCCUACCGCAGCCUGCCCAAUCCCCUCCACCCCACCCCUGUGGUGGACUGGGACGCUCGACCACUCCCUCCACUCCCGGCCUACGAUGAGGUAGCCUUAGAGUGUGAGGAGCAGGAGGACGUGGAGGUCAGCUCCAUAAACGCCUCUGCUCAGCAGAGAGAAAGCGAGGCUGAACAGACACCUAGUGCAGAAAAUGUUUCAAACGAGGGUAAGCGCGUGGUUGAGGACAACCUGUUCCUGCCCUCCAAGCCAGCAGAGGAGACCCACUCCUUCUCACAGUCGGCUGACAUCUUCAAGGAGCUGCAGAAGGAGGCGAUGGCGAAGCUGCGUGUGCCUGCAGCGGGCCGUUCGCUGCCCUCCUCGCCAAUUCCUGCUCACUCGCUCGCCCCACACCGCCAGAUCAUCCUACCUUCCUCUUACGAGGACAAACCCCAGAUACCGCCCCGGAUCCCGAUCCCGCCCAUGCGGCCCUCCAAGCGGGCGAACGUGUAUGGCAGCAGGCUCUCGGCCUCUUUGGGGGAUGAUGAAGACCGGAGCAGGCCCCCUCGGAUCCCCCCCAGAGACCAUGCCGUGUCCCAGCCUGGCUCACGGGCCCCCAGCCCCAUGGCCCCGUAUGCGGGUUCCCCUCAGCAGAAGCUUAGCUUGUGCUGUGUUGGUUCCUUGGGUUCCUGCCUGUCCCCCUCUUCAUAUUCCUGUGCUCCUUCCACCACCUCCUCGUCCACAGCCUCCAGUACCUCCUCUAAGCUUGUGUCCGGCCCCAGUAGACUCACUUUAGACACCCAGUACGGCUCCACUGAGACGGGUCAAGCUCAAGCGAAGAGCCCCUGCAUCCUCCCCAUUAUGUGUGAUGGUGUGAAGGCCAGUAGCACCCACUAUUACUUGCUACCAGAGAGGCCAGCGUAUCUAGACAAAUAUGAAAGGUUUCUAAAGGAUUCAGAGGGAGGUGAAGAUAGAAGAACCACCAAUAUGGCCACCGUUAGGCCCAUGGUCCAGCAGAAGGUCAUUAAGCCCAAUCUUCCUUCUGCUCCUAGCAGUAGUGGCAGUGGACCAGGCAGGUCUUACAGCCUGGCUUCAACCUCAGAGCCAGCAGCACAAGCCAGCUCUUACAGCAGUGUCAGACAGGUGCAGGAGGCAGUCCAUGGAGUAACUGUAGAGGAGUGUCAGGCAGCCCUCCAGAGUCACAACUGGAACAUCCAGGAGGCAGUGCAGUAUCUAAAGGUGGAGCAGCUGUUCCGUUUAGGUCUGAAGGCUCGGCCUGAGUGUGUAGAGGUUCUGCAGCGGUGCAGUUGGAACCUAGAGCAAGCUAGCACUCAGAUGCUGGACUCAUAUGGCCCCACCAGGCAAAGAUACUAAAGCCAGUUUUCAGGAUGAACCUUCUGUCUGCUGCAAAUCACCGGUGACUACUUCAGCUCAACUGAGUCUGGACCAGCUUGAGACAUAUGUGCACUAUUUUUCAUGAAAUGGGUUCUUUAUGGUGAGGUAUGACACUGAAUACUGAAGUAUUUCCAUGAGAAAGCUAACCAUGCUGAUGUGUAAGAAUGUAAUUUAUUUUAAUCACACUGUGCGUAUUCUUAUUCAUAUUGCAUUUUCAGCGUUAUGUGGGACUCAAUAUUACUGUAGAAAAGACAGCAGCGCUACGCUUACUUGAAAUAGUUCUGUAUAAUUUAUAUUCCAGACGUUUAUCUAUUCUUAUUUGUUUUGUCUCAAAUUUAUUGAUAUUUAUAUUAUAGUAUUUUCAUGUAUGAAGCAAAGGUAAAAAGAGAUCAUUGUGGCUAUAUUACUGUAUUUAUUACGAUAUUUAUUGCCUUCAUUAUGUGUAUAAAUAUUUUAUUUAAUGACACUACAGUGUUUGAUAUCUUGAUGUCUUUUUAUCAAUUGCCCUUCAGAUUUCAUGAGACAGGUGUGUACAACUUCUAGCCUUUUAUUCUUGUAGCCUCAUACUUUUCACAUCCCUCUAAGAAAAAAAAUAUAUGGACACUCGCCAAGCACUUUAUUAGGAACACCUGUACAGCUACUUGUGCAUGGACUCAUCUAACCAGCUAAUCAUGUGGCAGCACUGCAGUGGUAGUGCUUCAGGUAAUGUUACAUCAACCACAUCGUGGGGAAAAUGUGAACUCAGUGAUUUUAACUGUAGCAUGGUUGUUGGUGCCAGACGGGCUAGCUUGAGUAUUUUCAUGCACUACAGUCUCUAGAGUUACUCAGAAUGAUGCAAUAAAGAAAAAAAACAUCCAUUGAGUUGCAGUUCUGCAGACAGAAAUGCUUUGUUGAUGAAAGAGGCCGGACUGGUUCUAGCUGACAGAAAGGCUAUGGUAACUCACAUAACCACUCUGUACAAUUGUAUUGAGGAGAAAAGCAUCUUAGAAUGCACAACAUGUCAAACCUUGAGGUGGAUGGGCUACAAUGAUGAAUCUCUGGUUCUGCUCAGGCAGAUGGUAGGGUCAGAAUUUGGCACCAACUGCAUAAAUGAGUGGACCCAACCAGCCUUGUAUCAGCAGUCCAGGCUGGUGGAGGUGGUGUAAUGGUGUGGGGAAUGUUUUCUUGGCACAGCUGGGGCCUGUAAACACCAAUUGAUCAAAGCUUCAGUGCCACAGCAUUUAUUAUCUUCUCAUGGCUACAUCCAGCAUGAUAAUCUCACAGAACAAAAGUUGUCGCAAGAUUUCAUGAACAUGGCAGUGAGUCCUUCAGUGACCUUCCCUGUCACCAGAUCUGAAUCCAAUAGAACACCUUUAGGAUGUCGUAAAAUCGGAACAUGCACCUGAAAAAUCUGCAUGAACUGAUGCAAAUCAUGUCAGCGUGGACCUGAAACUCAAAGGAAUGUUCCCAACAUCUUUUGGAAUCCAUGCCACGAAGACCUGAGGCUGUUUUGAGAGCAAAGGGAGGCCCUACCCAGUGUUAGUGUUCCUAAUAAAGAAUAAAGUGCUCAGUGAGUGUGUGUGUGUGUGUGUGUGUGUGUGUGUGUGUGUGUGUGUGUGUGUGUGUGUGUGUGUGUGUGUACACCUCUCCAUGCUCUAAGCUUUGCCAGAAAUCAUAUUCAGUCUAAUAAACAAUUGUAGAGUACGACUCUACUUAGCUUCAGUUGAUAUUCAGUUGGUAUCAGUUAGCUACAGCAGCAUAGUGCAACUUGAUUGGGGUGGCAUUUUAAACUACAAAGUCCAAGCUACAAAGAUUAUUACAUUUUCUCACCAACUUUUCGGAAACUUUCUUGUCCAACCUGGAAACAAGCUCUACGAAAGAAAAGCACUUUUGUAUGAAGCAUGAAUAGAUCAGCCUUCGUUUUCUUUUAUGUGCCAUAAAUGAUCUAAGAAGAAUAAAAAUCAGGGUCAAACAUGAUUUAUUUAUUUGUUCACUCACUUCAUUUAUUCAUUCAUUCAUUCACUCACAGACUUUAUUUAUUUAUUUAUUUAUUUGCAUAUGAGGCUACCAAAGAUGUUUGUAUGGUUUUGUUUCUGCUGUAUAUAUCUGUAAAUAGAUCUGUUGCCUGUGUGGAUGAAAAGCAGUCGGCGCCAGCGAGUUCAGAAUGUGGUUCUGCCUGUCUGUUGACUUUUAGCUUGUAAAAUCCAGCUCAGGUGAAACAGCAGUUCAGUAGUAGAUUCUCUGUGGUUAUCUCAUGUAAAUUGUGUAGGCUUGUCCACUUGCUUUAGACACAUACCUGACUGAGCCAUUAAGUUCCCAGUCAUCUGCACUUCAGCAUAUAUUGUGUACGGAUUCAAUCAGCGCAUGCAAAUAUCCUGCCUAGCUGAGCCAAUAUAUGCUUCUGCACUGUUUUUGCGUGUGCGUUCUAGUUUCUCGGGACUCUGUCCACGUGUACAGCCUCAUACUCACGUUUAUCAUGAUCAUUUGUAUCAUCUUGACUGAGACUCUCUACAUUCUUCAGGUUGCACCCCACUCACUGAAGUGGUUGUUAAAAUGCUGGGCUUGGUGUAUAUUGCUUUGGAUGUAAAGCUCAAUAAUGCAUCUGUAUUUUUAUAUUGAAAUAAAUCUAUAGAAGUGC